Cylicocyclus nassatus is the source of this 758-nucleotide messenger RNA. The record is from the annotation of a GenBank genome assembly. Lineage: Eukaryota; Metazoa; Nematoda; Chromadorea; Rhabditida; Strongylidae.
AUUUCAGCAUGAAAGCAAAGCUUGUGCUCUUCGUCUGCGCGACAUUUAUGGUGACCGUCACGACUGAUGUCGUGACCGAAUUGUGGAAUCAGUAUCCGGAUUCGGAUGGAAAUUACAUCGUUCCAUACCAGUUCUCAAGCACCUACAGUCCUGAAGACCGCUCGAUGGUUUUGUCCGCUAUGCAGAAAAUUGCUGCCAACACUUGCGUUAAAUUUGAACCACGAUCGAGCGAGGAACAAUAUGUCGAGAUUAUCAACGAGGAGUCGGGCGCGUGCGGUGCAAAUGUUGGCAGAAUUUCAGGAAAGACUUCUGUUUACCUUGAGCCAAGCUGCAUGGACGCAAAAACUGUCAUGGUUAUGCUCCUGCACAGCCUAGGAUUGAGUCAGGAGAAUCAACGAGAGGAUAGGGAUAACUACAUCAAAUUGCAUCUUGAAAACCUGAUAGAUCCAAGGGCAGGUGUCUUCCUCGCCAUGGCCGAAUCAACGCAAAAGUAUCUCAGUGUGCCUUACGACUACCUUUCCAUUAUGCAUGAUGCAAAGGAUGCCCAUGCAAAACCAGGCACGAUCACCGUCGAGACUGUCGACCCUGCCUAUCAGGACAAGAUCGGAAAGCAAGCUGCGCCGUCUGCUCGCGACUACGAAAAGAGCUUGAUUUUUUGUGCUGAGGGAUUCUGGUUUGUGCAUUUCCGACCUUGCAAAAAAUCGAAGAUGGCAUACCCAACUACUUCGGUGAUACAAUUGAAAACUUCUGGUGAAUGA